AUGGAUAGAAAUUUUUUAAAUGAAAGUAAUAAUAGUACAAAUAAUAGAAAUAAAUAUGUAAUAUAUGAUGAAGAAGAAAGUAAACCAUUAUUUUAUAAUUAUGAUUUUAGAAAAAAGAAUAAAAUGGUGAUGUAUUUAUUUGAUUGGAUGAUGGUUGUUAUACUUUUAAUAGUUGGCGGUAUAUUAUUUUUAAAAGUUACAGUUAGAGGUCGUUUAUUUACAUUGGAUGACGAGUCAAUAUCAUAUCCAAAAUUACCAGAAUUAGUGCCAAUGCAUGUUUUAAUACCUGUUAUUAUAGCAUUACCACUUGCAAUUAUAAUUGUUGUUAGUUUAAUUGUUAAACGUGAUUGUCACGAUUUCCAUCACGCAAUUCUUGGUUUAGCACAAUCAUUAGCAUUAACAUUACUUUUAACUGGUUCUUUCAAAUGUUUUAUUGGUGGAUUACGUCCAAAUUUCUUGGAAGUUUGCGACCCAACACCUGCAUCAAUAGCAGCAGGAAAUCCACCAGUUGGUUUUAGUAAAAUUUAUUAUGACCGUUCAAUUUGUUCUGCCGAUGAUUCAAUUGUAAAUGAUGCAUUAAGUGCAUAUCCAUCAGGUCAUAGUUCAAUAACAGCAGCAUCAUUUGGCUUCUUGGCAUUAUUUAUUCACGCAAAGUUUAAAAUAUUCGAUAAUAGAGGUCAUAUUUUCCUUUAUGUCAUUGUUAGUGGUUGUAUAAUUGGUGCAGGUUUAAUUGGUAUUAGUAGAGUUGCUGAUUAUCGUCAUACAUUUUUAAAUGUAUUAGCUGGUUGGUCAAUUGGUUUAAUUAUUGCUUUAUCAUGUUAUCGUUUAAAUUAUAGUUCAUUAUUUGGUCGUGAUAAUCAUGUUUCAAUUCAUUCCCAUUGGUUAACUUAUUGGAAUCAUCAUGAUAAUUUAAAUAAUAAUAAUAAUAAUAUUAAAAAUAAUUUUGAUUUAGAAAAAAAUUGUAAUCAAUCACCAAAUAAUAUUGCAUUGGAUGAAUUAAAUAAAUAA
Messenger RNA from Dictyostelium discoideum AX4, 1008 nucleotides. RefSeq names its product phosphoesterase, PA-phosphatase related-family protein. Gene Ontology annotation, cellular component: membrane. NCBI's taxonomy places the organism in Eukaryota, Evosea, Eumycetozoa, Dictyosteliales, Dictyosteliaceae. Gene Ontology annotation, biological process: phospholipid metabolic process. The record is from RefSeq and is a predicted model, not a curated record. The coding region runs from base 1 to 1008 and encodes 335 amino acids. The transcript has 2 exons.